AUGAAAGGCAAAGCCAUGAUGGUCCGAGUUUCUGCAAAUUACAGCAAGGCACUGAUGGAUAAUGACUCAGUUCCAGAAAAGGAAAGCCAUAUUAGACAGAUGUCUGUGAUUGAAUUAUUUGCUCGUGCUGGUUCAACUUCUAUACUAACAAACAGACCCUCACUGCAAGUCUAUGCUAAAACAUCGACAUUGAUUUCACAUGAUUCGAUUGUUGUUGAUGACCACGACCAAGGUUGCUCAAGCUUACAUGUAGAGAAUAAUUUACCUUCUGGAAAAACAGGAUUUUCUAGGGGUUUUCAAAUCUUGAAAGAAAU
Molecule: messenger RNA, 314 nt
Organism: Paramuricea clavata
Lineage: Eukaryota; Metazoa; Cnidaria; Anthozoa; Malacalcyonacea; Plexauridae
Source: the annotation of a GenBank genome assembly